Pecten maximus is the source of this 1197-nucleotide messenger RNA. RefSeq names its product mucin-2-like. NCBI's taxonomy places the organism in Eukaryota, Metazoa, Mollusca, Bivalvia, Pectinida, Pectinidae. The coding region runs from base 1 to 1197 and encodes 398 amino acids. The transcript has a single exon. The record is from RefSeq and is a predicted model, not a curated record.
AUGGCCCCAGCCCCAUCCGUCUCUAACCCUGCGGUGGUUAUCCUCUCCCCUAAAGAGAGGAAGCCACUAAAUGCAGGACGUGUACGUGGAGAUAUCUCCGCGUUCACGGGCGUCACUAGUGACGUCAGAGAUAUACGGAUGUUGCCGUCAGGCAUUAUCCUAAUUCUCUGCGCCACCUUAGUGACGCUCAAGAAGGCGCUACUUGUAAACCAAGUAGACGGUACCCCCUGUACCGCGCGGCUAUCUAAGCGGCCCUUCAAUGCCCCUCCCAAGCCCCGAGCCAACCUCCGUAACGUGUCCCCCACCUCCAAAGGGGUUAUAUACCGCAUCCCUUUAACUACACCAACAACAAACCUCACGUCAAUUAAUAAUGUAAAAAAUGCAAGUAGGAUGUACAAUAAAACAAACAAAAACACAACAUCAAUCUUGCUAGAAUUUAAUUCUUCCACACUACCAAGGGAAGUAGUUUUCAAUCAAAUUACAUACCCUGUUACAAGAUUUAACGCUCCACGAACACAACAACAACACCGACAAAAACAAACCAAAACAAGCACAGGCCCUGAGACACACAUCAAACCCUCCUACACUAAUACGACAAAUACGUUACUAUACUCCGACAUUGUCAGAAACAAACACACAGAAACCACCAAAACACAACCCAAACACACAGGUGUAUAUGUCACGGCAGAAUUUUUAGGCAAAUUUUUACUUAUAGCCCGUGACACACACAUAACAGAUAGGGAAGCAAUCCACAAGGUUCGUGACCUCAUCAACAAACAAAAUGGACACGUGACCGCAGACAGUACACCCAUCAACACACCAACACAAUCUACACCCAAAUCAACACAAACAACACCAACAACACAGCCUUCACCACCAACAACACCGAUCCUAUUCACACAAACAACACCACAAACACAAACAACAGAAACAGAAACACAAACAGAAACACCGUCAGAACAUUUCAUACACCUACUUGACAGUUCCGAGGAGCUAGACAGCUCAACUAUAUCCAAACCCAGAACACCAAGAACACCGGUAGGUAUGGGUCGGUACAAAACACUACAAACAGACAAGACCCCCACAAACAAACAACAAACACCCUCACGACCAAACACAAGAUCAAGGGCCAAACAAACAAACACGCCAACAAGAACAGGGCACAGCAAACGCAAACUACAGUACAGAAACUACUAG